This is a messenger RNA of Medioppia subpectinata, 2319 nucleotides long. The record is from the annotation of a GenBank genome assembly. NCBI's taxonomy places the organism in Eukaryota, Metazoa, Arthropoda, Arachnida, Sarcoptiformes, Oppiidae.
AUGGAUGUUUCGGACAAUCGUUUGAAUCAAAGCCAACGAAUUAAAGACGAUUUGUCGGAAAAAUGUCAAAAACUUUUCGGCGAUUUUCUCAAUGAAUUCGUGGACAAAACGGUGGACACCGAUGAACAGCAUAAGUAUCUGUCGGAAGCGCUGGAACUGAUCAAACCGGAGAGGAAUACGCUGUUCGUGUCGUUCAAGGAGUUGACAAACUGGGACCAGGAGUUGGCCGUCGAUGUGACCAACAAUUACUACCGCUUUUACCCCUAUUUGUGUCGUUCGGUCAGCGCUUUGAUUAACGACGAGAAGCAUAAGUCGGCCGAAGAAUUGGAUGACUUGACGCUCAAUGUCAUCAAAAAUAAGGACUUUUACGUCGGUUUCUAUGACUUCGCCGACAGAACGAAGUUAAGGGAAUUGAGAGCAACGAAGAUCUCAUCGCUGGUGAAGAUUGUGGGACAAGUGGUUCGCACGCAUUCAGUCCAUCCGGAGCUCAUUUCGGGCACAUUUGAGUGCUUCGAUUGCGGCACAGAAGUGGCUAACGUUGAGCAGCAGUUUAAGUACACUUUGCCCACCAUUUGUCGCAACACUGUUUGCGCCAAUCGAUCCAAGUUUCGGCUUCUUCUUCAUAAGUCGCGAUUCGUUGACUUCCAAAAGGUUCGGAUCCAAGAAUUGCAAUCAGAUCUCCCGAGAGGUUGUAUUCCUCGGAGUCUGGAUAUUGUGAUCCGAGGCGGCGAUCGCGUCGAAUGCGUCCAACCGGGAGAUAGGGCUGACUUUGUCGGCUGUCUUAUUGUGGUUCCAGAUGUGGCGCAACUCAUUGCCGGAAGCGGUGGACUCGUGAGGACAGAGACCGGGGCUGGCGAUGGAGGUCUGCGCGGACUCAAGGCGUUGGGAGUGCGCGAAAUGUCCCACAAAAUGGCAUUUCUCGCGAGUUCUUGUAUUUUGGAGGGAAAUGAAGUGCCGAUUCAGAUGGAGGACAGGAAUGCCGACACCAAUACAGGCGCUAAAGACUUCUCGAUGUUUAAAGAGGAAGAGAUUCGAAGAAUUGAGAAAAUGACAAAAGACAAGAACCUCUACGAGAAUAUCAGCAAAAGUCUGUUUCCAUCCAUUUUUGGCAACGAAGACAUCAAAAGAGGAGUUAUUUUGCAAAUGUUUGGCGGAAUCCCUAAGACUACAGUAGAGGGAACUCAUUUGCGGGGAGACAUCAAUGUGUGUGUUGUCGGCGAUCCGUCCACUGCUAAGAGUCAGUUCCUGAAGAUUAUCGCGGAUUUCGCGCCCAUUCGUGCUAUUUAUACGAGCGGUAAGGCGUCGACCGCUUCUGGUUUGACGGCAGCGGUGGUGCGGGACGAAGACGGAGGCUUUGUCAUCGAAGCCGGCGCUCUAAUGCUCGCCGAUCAGGGCAUCUGUUGUAUCGAUGAGUUCGACAAAAUGGAUAUCAGGGAUCAGAUCGCCAUUCAUGAGGCUAUGGAACAGCAGACCAUUAGUAUCACUAAAGCCGGAGUGAAAGCCACUCUCAACGCCCGCACUUCCAUCUUAGCCGCGGCCAACCCUAUUGGCGGCACUUAUGACAGAAGCAAAUCUCUGCGAAAUAAUCUGUCCUUUUCUCUGCCAAUUAUGUCUCGCUUUGACUUAUUCUUCAUACUUCUCGACGAAUGCAACGAAACCAUUGAUUACGCGAUCGCCGAACGCAUCAUUGAUAUGCACUCCGGAAAUGUGGACAACAGCGCCGAAGACGUGAUCUAUUCGUUAGACGAUCUCAAGAAUUACAUCCGAUUCGCGCGACAAUUCAAACCCAAAAUGACUUUAGAGUCGGAGAAAUAUUUGGUCGAAACGUACAAACAGUUGCGUCUCUCGGGCUGUGACAACGGCGGCGGCUUUAAGAGCAAUAAGCAGUCGUGGCGUAUAACUGUCCGACAACUGGAAUCACUCAUCCGGUUGUCCGAAGCGAUGGCGCGAAUGAAUUGCAGUGAUUUUGUCGAAACCAAACACAUCAAAGAGGCGUCGCGUCUCCUCAAUAAGUCGAUCCUCAAAAUAGAUGAGCCGGACGUCAACCUCAUGGACAACGACGACACCAACGAAGACGAAGACAUGGAGGACGUGAGCAAAGAGCACGACUCCCAGAAGGACUCACAGACAGACACACCGAUCCCCUCCUCACUCAAGAUUCCAUACGAUGUCUACAAAUCGAUUACUAAUAUGUUUGUCAUUCGUCUCCAAAGGGAAGAACUCAAGAUAGAAGAGGGAGAGAGCGAUGGCAUCAGGCGUUCAGAACUCAUCGAAUGGUAUCUGAAUCAGUGUCAGGACAUCGAAACCGAAGCCGAUUUG